This is a messenger RNA of Phaedon cochleariae (mustard beetle), 504 nucleotides long. NCBI's taxonomy places the organism in Eukaryota, Metazoa, Arthropoda, Insecta, Coleoptera, Chrysomelidae. The record is from the annotation of a GenBank genome assembly.
AUGAUGGCAGAAUCUGAUACGACUGUUGAAGCUACUAGAAGAUUGAAUGUUAAAAAACAAACCUUGGACGAUGCUUAUGCAGCACCUGCAAAUUUUCUCGAAAUCGAUGUUGUUAAUCCAGUUACAACAAUAGGUGUAGGCAAGAAAAGAUUCACAGAUUAUGAAGUUAAAAUGAGAACGAAUUUACCUGUCUUCAAGGUGAAAGAAUCCAGCGUCAGAAGGAGGUACAGCGAUUUUGAGUGGUUGAGGAAUGAGCUUGAGCGUGAUAGUAAAAUUGUGGUGCCCCCUUUGCCUGGAAAGGCUUGGAAAAGGCAGUUACCCUUCCGAGGAGAUGAUGGUAUUUUCGAGGAGGAAUUCAUUGAAGAUCGUAGAAAAGGAUUAGAAGUUUUCAUCAACAAAAUUGCUGGUCAUCCUCUUGCCCAAAACGAAAGGUGUCUGCAUAUGUUUUUGCAAGAACCGCAAAUCGAUAAGAACUAUGUUCCUGGAAAAAUUCGCACAACAUAA